CCUCAGUUAAACAAAUUUUUGUAAAAUAAUUUCUCUAAACGUUUAAUUAAAAAAACUGCUUUCUGAGAUGUCAGGCUUUAGUUUUGGAACUCCAUCUACAACAACUUCAACAUUACCUGCAUUUGGUGCUCAAAGCACGCCAACAAUGUCCUUUGGAACAGGUCAAGCUAAUCCUGCAAAUAUGUCACUAGGAACACCAAAAACAGGUGGAUUCAAUUUCGGUUCUUCCACCCCAGCCACACAAAGUUCAGGGUUUUCACUUCCAACUGUCCAACCACAACCAAGCUCAGGUUUUUCAUUCGGAACACCAACAGCGACUGUUCAGCCUCAACCACAGCAACCCCAACCUUCUACAGGAAUAUCUUUUGGGACACAGCAACAACAGCCAUCAACAGGAAUAUCUUUCGGAGCUCAGCAACCGUCUACAGGAAUUUCCUUUGGGACUCAACAGCCAUCAACUGGAAUAUCGUUUGGAGCUCAACAAACAUCAACAACUCAGCCACUAUCACUUUCAACGUCUGCGUCACAGGCACAGCCAACAGGAUUUUCAUUUGGUCAAUCUUCAACAGCAACAAGCACGACUUCGUCAUUACCAGCUGCAUCAUUGUCUCUUGGAGUGACGCCUUUAACUCAACAAUCUCAGCCACAACAACCCAGCACCGGAUUAACUUUUGGCUUGCCAUCAACACAAACUACAUCAGUAACAAGUUCUGCUCCUACUUUAUCAUUUGGUUCAGCAACUCCUGCAACAACAACUGGAUUAAAUCUUACUUUGAAUCCAACAAAAACAGCAACUGCUGGAAUUUCAUUUGGUCUUGCUCAACCACAGCCACAACAACAACAACCAAGCACUCAAUCUUCAUUCUUCGGUAUGUCACAGCCACAACAACCGCAGCAACAGUUGAGUUUGUUGCCAACUCAAUCAACACCAGCUACAUCAACAAUUGUUCAGCAAAACGUUGGACUUGGUGGUAUUGACAUGAACGCUACUCAACCAAAGGCGACUGAAGGUAAAAGUGAAUCAACGAAAGUUAAAGAGACUCAAGUGCCAAAAGAAAUUAUUCAAACUGUUGAUGAUUUCAAGACAUAUUUGAAAUUGCAGAAAACUCUUUCAGCUGAAAUUGUUCGUACAACAGAUAGAAAGUUGAAAUCUGUUUCAUCUGAAAUUCAAAGAUUGAAUUGUGUUGUUCAAGAUGCUGCCAUAAAUGUGGAUAAUAACAAGCUUGCUAUAAAGCUUCUGAGGAGUGACACAUCGAAGAUUAUUCAACAUGCUGACAUGGCACAAAGAACUCAUGAAACACCAAGUGGUUUACAAUUCGAGAACAUUAUGCCGCAGAUAUAUUUUAAUGAAUUAAUUCAUAAAUACGAACACGAUCUUUUAACGCUUAAGCAUCAAGUUGAACUCACUGAGAAGCAUCUUCAGUCGUUGUCAAAUCCACAGAACUUCUCUGCACAAGAUUUAAAACGUGGAUUGCAACAAAUACAUGAAAGUUUCAUUGCUUUAGCUGGGAGAUUACAGGAAACUCACACGAAAGUUGAGACACAGAAGGAGCAACAUUUAAAUUUGAGGAAAUUUUUACUUCGUGACAAUAAAAAUGUGUUUGAAGAGAGUCAAGAAAAGCAGAAUUCGUCUUCGUUAAACACAUCGAAAGUUCAGUUUGGACCAAAUCCUUUUUCGAACUCUCAUCAUGGAUUAAAUUUCUCGAAUCAAAGUGGAAGACAAUGGACUGGUAAUCAACAAACGGUAACAAAUCCAUCGUGGCCAACAAAUCAAACUGCUAAUUCAAUGUCUUUCUUCGGUGUUAAAAAUUCAAGUGUCUCAAGAUAUGAACACAGUAGACUGAAAUUCCUAGGAUCAUUUGGAGAAUCUUAUCAUGAAGAUGAUGAAAUCAGAAUAACAACAAAUGAACGAAACGAAAUCGUUGAUAUUUUAGUUCAUGACUUAGACAAAAAAUGCCGGCAGGAAAUUCUUAUAAUUCAUUAUGACAAGGAGAGAUUUCUUAAAUGCUACGACGAGCUAUACAAUCCUGUAGCAUCUGAGGAAAAUUUUGCAAUAUUUAUAGCGAAAGCUUUGAAAACCGAACAAGAAAAAACGAACGAAGGAAAUUUCUUUGAUUAUCUUUCCGAGCAAACUCACAAUUUCCUUAUUGCAUUCUCAUCAUUAUCAGCCAAAGUUCUCAAUCCAAUAUUCCAAGUGUUUAAUAGAACAGUUACAUAUCAGCAUUGCUCCAAUUGGCGAAGUUGUCUCAACGAUGGUCAAUCUAGAAACGGUUUUAUUGUGCUUGAUGUUCUAUUGGGAAUUUUAGUAUUUCUGUUGAUGAAUCACAUCCAACACACUGGCAAAUAUUUCAUGGACUUAACUGAGUUAAUUGUUAAUCGAUUGCGAAUAUUAUUAGAGAUGUUAGAUGGAUCACCGGCAGGUUUAAAACUCAAUGUACAACUUAACAAUUUUCUCUUGAGUUGUUUCAUGUAUCAUGUUGAAUUGUGGUGGAAUUUUAUUGUCAUAGUCGAGCCAGCAGUUCAUUACCUUUUUUUACCAAUAACAAUAUUUGGAUUGAUGGGAUUCUCGUUCCAAUGUGCAAUGUUGUGCGAUGUUAUUACACUCAUCACUCUUCACGCUCAUUGCUUUUACAUUUACGCGGCAAUGUUGUUUAAAUUAGAAUUGUAUAGUAUUCGGUCUUUGCUUCGAAUUGUUUUAGGCAGACGAUUGAACGUUCUGAAGAAUCGCGUUGAAUCGCAAACUUAUACAAACCGUCAGCUGUUUCUCGCGACUCUUUUCUUCACAACUCUUCUAUUUUUGCUUCCAACGAUCAUCAUUUAUUACCUCGUUUUCGCAUCGAAAGCAUCACAAAUGGCGAGUGGAAUUAAUGUUCAGUUUGAGGAAUUAUCUUAUAAAGUGAAAUGUGGCACAAUAAACAAAAUUGAUAAGACUAUACUUAAUGGAAUCAAUGGAGAAUUUCGUGGAAACGAACUUUCAGUUAUCAUGGGUCCGAGUGGCUGUGGGAAAACAUCGUUGUUAAAUGUUUUAACUGGAUUUGUGAAUGAAGGAAUCGAAGGUACACUGAGGAUAAAUGGUUCCAAAAGCAUGUUCAAAUCAAUUAGGAAUCAAUCAGCUUACAUCAUGCAAGACCAAACUCUUUACUCGCUUUUAACCGUCCAUGAAUCGAUGAUGUUCGCAAUAAAGUUCAAGACAGGGAAGGCAAUGAAUACAAAAGAUCAAAUUAAUAAAUGUAAUGAAACUUUGAAACGACUUGGACUUUUCAAUCAAAGUCAAUUAUACGUGAAAAACUUAAGUGGUGGUCAACAGAAGCGAUUGUCAAUUGCAAUAGAAAUUGUUGACGAUCCAAAAAUUUUAUUUCUCGAUGAACCAACAACCGGCUUAGACUCAUCUUCAUCAACACAAUGCUUGUCAUUGUUAAAACAGCUGUCGCAAGAAGGGAAGACAAUCAUUUGUACGAUUCAUGCACCAUCAGCUUUGAUGUUUGAAAAGUUUGAUCACAUUUAUGUGUUGGCUGAAGGAAGUUGCAUCUAUCAAGGAUCAAGUCGAAAUGUCGUUCCAUUCCUUACAAGCCUGGAUCUUAUCUGCCCUGAAUCCUACAACCCUGCUGAUUAUGUUUUAGAAAUAUCAACAAACGAUUAUGGUUUUCAUAAUCAACGCUUGACAAAAUGCAUUCAAAAUGGAUUAAACGAAGAGUUUAGAAAUCAAACGAAGGAUGACCAAAUUAAAAAUUAUCUCGAAUUACUUCCAACUAAGAAAAAAUCAAAAUAUUCAGCAACAUUCUUUUAUCAAUUUUCUCUUCUUUUACAACGAAACUUUACUCUUAUUCGACGUGACAAAAGCAACGUUAUAAUGAGAUUUAUGGUCAGCUUUAUAAUGGCAGUUUUUUGUGGUUGCUUCUUCUUCAGUGUGGGACAAUCAGCAACACGCAUCUUUGACAACUUCAAAUAUAUUUACGUCUCAUCUCAAUUCUUAACAUAUUCUGCUUACUACUCAAUAAUGGUCAAAUUUCCUUUAGAUCUGCCGAUUCUUAGAAGAGAACACUUCAACCGAUGGUAUGCAACUGGAAGUUAUUACUUAGCGCUUUCCAUAGGGGAUUCGCCAGUUUCAAUUAUUUAUGUUUUAAUUUAUUAUGGCGUGUCGUAUAUAAUGACUGGACAACCUUUAGAAUUUCAUCGGGUAACGCUUGUGAUCUCUGUGUGCAUAAUUAACUCCUUUGUGGCGCAAGCUUAUGGGAUGCUUGCUGGUUCACUUGGUGGCUUAAUGAAAACUCUCAUAAUUGCCAUGUUUAUUAUGGUUCUGCACAUAACAUUUGCUGGAGUUUUAGUGUUGGAAAAAGAUGCAAUUCCGCCAAUGUCAUGGUUCUUCGAUUACGAUUUUCUCAAGCACACAAAUGACGUUCUUCUAUUUGCUGCUUUUGGAUGGAAUCGAAAACGAUUAGAUUGUAUUGACGAAUUCUAUUGUCACUUUGAAAAGCCAGAGAAGUUUCUCAAGAUGAUUGGAACGCCAAAAAAUCCAAUUUCUAAUUUCUUCACAAUCUUUCCCAUUGUUUUUAUUAUCGUCCAUCUUCUGACCUUUUUUAACAUGAACAGGCUAAUUAAGCGUUCAAAAUAAUCCCUUAUAAAGAACCUUGCCUUGAAAAACUUGUCUGAAUUUUAUUUAGAAAAUAAACAAAUGAUUUCAUGCUUUAAACAUUUUUCAAAAAAAAAAACUUUUUUAGAACUUUACUUUGUGAAUAGUUGUAGUGUUAAUU
Molecule: messenger RNA, 4751 nt
Organism: Clunio marinus
Lineage: Eukaryota; Metazoa; Arthropoda; Insecta; Diptera; Chironomidae
Source: the annotation of a GenBank genome assembly